Messenger RNA from Plodia interpunctella (Indianmeal moth), 3431 nucleotides. RefSeq lists its product as uncharacterized. The coding region runs from base 385 to 2289 and encodes 634 amino acids. Lineage: Eukaryota; Metazoa; Arthropoda; Insecta; Lepidoptera; Pyralidae. Gene Ontology annotation, biological process: transmembrane transport. The transcript has 10 exons. Gene Ontology annotation, molecular function: ATP hydrolysis activity; ABC-type transporter activity; ATP binding. Gene Ontology annotation, cellular component: membrane. The record is from RefSeq and is a predicted model, not a curated record.
UGAUUCAGUCUGGCUGUCACGACAGCUGACGAGCGUUGGAACGGGAUUCGUUCCAAAGCUUGCAGCGGCUACCACAGCUGCCGCCGAAGCGCCAGUACUCCACUACGCGGCAAACAGCGCGUGUGCGCGAUAUCGUCUGUCAUCCGGCAUUCGAUCCCAACGCGCUAUAUUCGAAAUUCAAAUUUAAAAAAAAUAAACUCCUCGUCUUUGGCAUAGAAAGUUAUUUGAUGUUAUUUUUUGCGCUGUUUGUUCGAAAUUAUAGUGCCUUAUUCAGUGUUGUUUUGUGAUACGCUUUUCAGCGAAUUCUUAGUGCAACGCUGUCUACGACCCGCUACGUUUUUGUCGCGACUUAUUUUUAGGCGGAACCAAAAGAAAAAUUCAAUAAUGGAUUUGGAGUUUCGGAAUCUGAAAUAUACGGUGAAGAGUCCUCUAAAGAAAGGUAAACCCAGGGUUGUGGUGAAAGGCGUGGAUGGCAGAUUCUCAUCAGGUCAGCUGGUUGCCAUCAUGGGGCCCUCGGGCGCCGGAAAGAGUUCGUUGCUGAACGCAAUCUCAGGAUACAGGUCAGCCGGUGUGACAGGGGAGUUAUUAGUCAACGGGCAGCCAAGAAACGAGCACCAGUUCCAAAGGUCAUCAUGCUACAUCACACAGGAGGACCUGCUGCAGCCCCUGCUCACAGUCCGGGAAGCUAUGGAUGUGGCGGCCAGGUUGAAACUCCCCAAGGGUGCCAAGGGACACGCGGAUGAGAUACUGCAAGAGUUAGGCCUCUUGGAACACCAGCAUACUAAGACUGAUCGUUUGUCAGGGGGACAGAAGAAAAGGCUAUCAAUAGCCUUGGAAUUAGUGAACAAUCCUCCAGUGUUCUUCCUGGACGAGCCGACGAGCGGGUUGGACACAGUGACCACGGUGCAGUGUGUCAAGCUGCUCAAACAGCUGGCGCGCCAGGGACGAACAGUGGUCUGCACCAUACACCAGCCAGCCGCGUCGCUUCUGGAACUCUUUGAUCAGGUAUAUGUCAUAGCAGACGGCCGUUGCAUAUACCAGGGAGAUACGGCAGCGAUGGUACCGCACUUACAAAGUGUGGGCCUACCUUGUCCCAGACAUUAUAACCCUGCAGAUUUUAUAAUUGAACUGACUGAAAACCCAGCUAUCAUAGAUGUUCUGUGCGAGGAAAUGAUGAAUGGAAAACUAUACAAAUCGGCCAAAUUGGAUGCUCCCUUGGCCGUAGCCGAGACAAGUCAAAUAACUAACGCAAUGGAUCUAAAGAUAUGCUACCAAUCAGAAGUCGACAGCGCAGAGAAAGAGAUAAUGCUGACAAAUGAAAAAUGCACCUACAAAGUACCGGAGUACCAAGAAAAUAGUGGCUCCAUCAGUUCGUCGUCGAGUCAGAUCUCGCAAGAAAACUCGUCUUUGGCGUGGAUGAAAGUCCAUAAAACAGAGGAUUCUGGGUCGUAUGCUACAACGUAUUGCCAACAAUUUUCGAUACUGUUGUGUAGGAUGGUGCUACAGAUAUUCAGGAAUCGGCAAGGUCUGUGGAUCCAGUUGAUACACCACAUCAUGUGCGGACUACUCAUCGGCAUCUGUUUCUUCAACAUGGCCAACGACGGCACCCAGAUGUUCAACCACUUGAAGCUAUGUGUCGGGCUCGUCAUAUUCUUCGCGUACACUCAGAUCAUGGUCCCAGUGCUUGUUUAUCCCCAAGAAGUGAAACUGGUGAAGAAAGAGCACUUCAAUCGCUGGUACAGCCUAACGCCGUACUAUGCGGCGCUGACGGUCUCGAAGUUGCCCGUGCAAGUGACGCUGAACGUGUUGUUCUGCACCAUCGUGUACUUCAUGGUGGGCGUGCCCUUCGCGGUGGCGCGGUUCGUCGCGUUCUGCCUCAUCGGGAAUGUGGUGUCGCUGGUCGCGGAGGGCAUGGGGCUGGCCAUUGGAUCCAUUUUCAAUGUCAGAAACGGUUGCGCCAUCGGUCCGUCAUCGAUCGCGCCGUUCCUGGGGCUGGCGAUCUACGGCUUCGACUUCGCGCACCGCAUCCCGCUCGUCAUGAACAUUCUCAUGAAGACGUCCUUCAUCAGGUGCGGCGUCGUGGCCAUGGUGCUCACGAUAUUCGGCUUCGACCGCCAACCCCUCGAAUGCAACGACGUCUACUGCCAUUUCGCUAAGCCAGACGUCUUACUCAAAUACCUGGACAUCGAGCGAACCUCAGUUUGGCUCGAACUCAUCACGAUGCUCGGGAUCAUGUUUGUCUUUCGUUCUCUAUGCUUUAUAGGCUUAAGAUGGCGGUUCGCGACAUGAUCUAAUAGCCUUUUGUGAUAUAGAGUAUUGCUCUAGAUUCCGCUAGUACAAAGUUCUGUAAUAGCAUGUGAUAAUUUAAGUUUGCAGUUUACGAUGUUGUAUAACUUAUUCCUUUAGGUUAAGGCAUGUCAAGUUUAUGAUGCUAAAAUAUAAAUAAGAAUUUCACGGAAUAUAAGGAUUGCAUAUUUAUGAAAAAAAAAAUCUGCAUUAUGGCUGAACACAAUAAUGUGUACAUGAAACUAAAUCUUGCCAUUUUUUCUAUAAAACUAUACUGCUGAAGUUUGUUCCUGCAUAGAAAUGAUGUUUAGCUUUCUUCAAUCUAAUUUCCUUCGUUUUACUAAGUAAUUAUUUUCUGGAUAGGUACUUAUAAUUAAAACAAAAUACAGUUACGAAUCAAAUCUUGACUUACCUUGAUUUUAUCAAUUGAGAAUAGUUGGCCAUGGCCUUAUACUUAAGAAAUGUAUCUUGGAUUUAUUAACUGAAAUGUAUGACUAUACGUACAGAAUAUAUAAAUAAUAGUAAUUAUAUAUGUCCAGCCAAAGAUAUAACUCAAGUAACUUUGCGACUGAUUUUUUAAUAGUUAAUAUAAUAUUUUAUACAUUACAUAUAUAUAUAUAUAUAUUUGUCUGAUCAAUUUUUAAUUUAAUACAGUAAAUCUAAGUUAUAUUAAGUAAAGAAACAAGAUCUUAUUAAGAAUCUCAGGUGUUUCAACCAGUUUGUAACUUUUGCUAUAAGUAAAUAUUUUAUGGUGCUUUUUAUUGAAAACUUAGGCGACUAUACCUAGUCUAAAAAUAAAUAUGACGGAGUAUAAGAAAAUAGAUACAAUACUAAUAGAAGGCAUUGUCAAUUUUAGUAAAUAUAAAUAUUAUUUUGUAAACUCUAAUCACAACCAAAUCACAAUAAGACCUCAUUCGCAAGUCAUAUUAUAUUUGGCUCCCAUACUAGCCUAUCAAGAAUCAUUGUAAUAAAAAUUGAGGUCUAAAUAAAGCGAACAAAAAAUGACAUGAAUGUGAUAAAAUAUUGUUGGACGAUAGCUUUAUAGAUCUGACUACGAAACAUGUUUAGCGUAAGUAUUCUUUUUUUUACUUUUGUAGUAAGAGGAGUGGAUAGAAAAUAUAAAAAAUAUAUAUUCAAGAUACAAA